AGAGCUUGAAAUGUGGUAAAGGUAGUAAGAUUAUCGUAGUGCUCAAAUUGAAAUAUGGCUGUUGGAAUAGGAGGAAAUUCGCCUGCCGAAGGGGAACCACAAAAUGACGCAUACAAUGACAGCCAAGCUAUUCUGGAAGAACAGAAGGAAUGCAUAAAGGACCUGCUUAUGAAAACUUUGAACAAAGGAGAAACUUGGUAUUUAGUUGAUUCAAAGUGGUUGAAACAAUGGAAGAAAUACGUUGGUUAUGAAAGCUGGGAAGCGGAGAGAAUGGGCUUAGAGUCAAUGCAUCCAGGACCCAUUGACAAUUCUGGUCUUUUUCAAGACAACAAUUUCCAGAAGUUAAAGAAACAUCUAAUCGACGAACUUGAUUACGCUUUGCUUCCGACAAAAGCUUGGGAGAAGCUUGCGUCAUGGUAUGGCAUAUGCGAAGGUCAAACUCCUAUAGCUCGGCAGGUUGUCGAGCAUGGUAUGUUCGUGAAGCAUUGUAAGGUUGAAGUUUAUUUGGUCGAAUUGAGGCUGUGUCAGUACAAAGAUUUAGAAGACUGGAAGCCUACGUCAUUCAGUCGAGCAGAUACGAUUGGCCAUGUUGAAACGACAAUGAGGAAGAAAUUUGAUAUAUCUGAGGACAAAGACACGCGUUUAUGGAACAAAUACAUGAGUAAUACUUACGAACUUCUGAGUAGAAAAGACCAAACUAUACAAGAUUGCGGUCUGUAUAAUGGGCAGCUCGUUGUUUUGGAAGAAAAAAAUGAGGAUGGAAGUUGGACAAAAGACGUUAACAGAAGUUCAACAUUUUCAUCAUCGUCGCUUUCAACGUCGCCAAUCGAAUCAACGUUUCCCGCAAACAGUCCGUACUCAAGCCACAGCAGUGCUGGUGGAUAUUCCAGCUAUUACAACGAGUAUAAUGCUCGAGAAUCUCCGAGUCUUCCUGGCCUAUGUGGUCUCUCGAACCUGGGCAACACAUGCUUUAUGAACUCUGCUGUGCAAUGCCUCAGCAAUUGCGUCACCUUGACCAAGUUCUUCGUGAAUGACUGCUAUAAAAGCGAACUUAACAUAGAGAACCCUUUAGGCAUGCAUGGCGAGAUUGCGAAGGCUUAUGCGGGCCUCAUGCAUCAGAUGUGGUCGGGCAAGUACAGUGUUAUAUCGCCGAGGCAGUUUAAGACUGCCGUAGGGAGGUUUGCGCCUCAGUUCUCCGGUUAUCAACAGCAAGAUUCGCAGGAGCUUAUGGCAUUUCUUUUGGACGGUUUGCAUGAGGAUCUGAAUAGGAUCAAGAAAAAACCGUACGUCGAACUUAAGGACGCCGAUGGUAGACCUGAUGAAGUUGUGGCUCAAGAAUUAUGGCAAGCUCAUCGAAGAAGAAACGAUUCUAUCAUUGUCGACUUUUUUCAUGGACAGUUUAAGUCGACUUUGACUUGUCCAGAUUGCAGUAAGGUCUCCAUCACAUUCGAUCCAUUCUGUUAUCUCAGCUUGCCCCUGCCCGUAAAGAAAGAGCGUCUUAUCAAUGUAUUUUUUAUUUCAAGAGAUCCAAUGGUUUUGCCCAUGGAGUACAGGUUGACUGUACCGAAGAGAGGAACAGUUAAAGAUUUAACGAAAGCAAUGCGCAAGGAAAAUGGUGUCUCAGAAAAACAUAUGUUUGUCGUUGAUGUAUACAACCAUCGCUUCCACAAGAUAUUUGCACUUUCGGACAGUCUCAAUAAUAUAAUCGACAGAGAUGAUAUUUUUAUUUAUGAAGUUCCUGAUCAAGAAAACAAUGAUGUAAUCAGUAUCCCGGUAUAUCUCCGUGAGAAGAAACAGAGUGGUUAUUCCGCAUCAUCUAAUUUGUUUGGAAAACCGUUCUUUGUGACCGUUGAUGUUGAUUCAACGACAUACGAGGAGCUAUAUGAUGCCAUUGUUGAUAAAAUGAGACGGUUUAUCACUGUCGUUAAGGAGAAUGGCAACUCAGGCAUUAAAAACGAUGAUGAAGUACAAAAUAACGAAACAGAGGAGGAAAGAAAUGAUACGAUGGAGGAAACAAACGAUAAGAUGGAAGACGAAUCGUCUAGCGAAGUAAAGAGUGAAUCAUCAAAUUGUAAAGGAAUGCCUGUACUUUUUACAAUGUGCACAGUGAACAGUUAUGGUAGUGCUGAAAUCGAUCAUUUGAAAGAUGAUGGUAAACCGUUAAAUAUUUCUCCAAGAAGCUACGUCGCUGUGGAUUGGUAUCCCAAAAUGCGAUCAAAGUAUUACGAUGAAAAAAAGGCAGAGGAGAUGAGACACCAUGAAAGUGUUGAUCACAAAUUACAUGAAAGAAAAUUAAUCAAUUUAGACGAUUGUAUCAAUUUAUUUUUGAAUAGUGAAAAACUAAGCGCAGACGAUCCUUGGUAUUGCCCAUCGUGCAAAGAACAUCGACAGGCGACGAAAAAAUUUGAUUUGUGGACUCUACCUAAGAUCUUAAUUAUUCAUCUAAAAAGAUUUUCUUAUAACAGGUUUUGGAGGGACAAGUUGGACAUCAAAGUGGAUUUUCCGUUGACCAAUCUGGACAUGUCCAAACAUGUGAUGAAUAAGAAACAUCCCUCAGCGAUUUACGACUUACAUGCUGUAUCGAAUCAUUUUGGCGGUCUUGGCGGAGGCCAUUACACGGCAUUUUGCAAAAAUCCCAAUGGUCAAUGGUAUGAUUUCGACGAUAGCAGCGUUACGUCGAUGUCAAAAGAGAGAGUUGUUUCGUCAUCUGCGUACUUACUUUGCUACACCAGACGUGAUGAUAACUCGAACUCAGAUGAUCUCGAUGAUCAACGAAUGGAAUGCGAGGACGAAUCUCCUUCGUCCACCCUCGAAAAUAACAAUGAGCAAUGUCAUAAUAGCAUUCUUUGAUUUACCUUAUUAAUUGUGCAUGUUCAUGCAAAUAUUCCGACUUGGCAUGUUAAUCGAUCAUUAUAUUUUUUGAACCACUUAUUCUAGAAAUUCCCUUGUUUUUCUCAACACACCCGUUUAUUCUUUAUGGUAUCUCUGCAUUGUAAUUAGGGUACAUAGUGUCAUUUUGCCCAGCUAAUAAAUGUUUUUUAACGAGAAAGAUUAUAAAUUCAAA
This is a messenger RNA of Xenia sp. Carnegie-2017, 3064 nucleotides long. RefSeq names its product ubiquitin carboxyl-terminal hydrolase 4-like. Lineage: Eukaryota; Metazoa; Cnidaria; Anthozoa; Malacalcyonacea; Xeniidae. The record is from RefSeq and is a predicted model, not a curated record. Gene Ontology annotation, molecular function: cysteine-type deubiquitinase activity. Gene Ontology annotation, biological process: protein deubiquitination. Bases 55 to 2850 code for a protein of 931 amino acids. The transcript has 25 exons.